Molecule: messenger RNA, 635 nt
Organism: Anolis carolinensis (green anole)
Lineage: Eukaryota; Metazoa; Chordata; Lepidosauria; Squamata; Anolidae
Product: vomeronasal type-2 receptor 26-like
Exons: 1
Coding region: 3-341 (112 amino acids)
Biological process (GO): G protein-coupled receptor signaling pathway
Cellular component (GO): plasma membrane
Molecular function (GO): G protein-coupled receptor activity
Source: RefSeq, a predicted model, not a curated record
UGAUGGUGAAGUACUACCAACACAUCCUGGCCUUGGUGUUUGCCAUUAAUGAGAUCAACAAGGACCCCAAGAUCUUGCCCAAUGUCACUCUUGGUUUCCACAUCUAUGACAGCUACUCUAGUGCAAGCCUGACCUACCGAGUCACUCUGGACAUGCUCUGCAAAUCCCAAGCAUUUAUUCCCAACUACAAGUGUGGCCUCCAGAACAAUGUCAUAGGAGUGACUGGAGGGUUUGAUUCGGAAACCUCCUCAUAUAUGGCAGACAUCCUGGGCAUUUACAAGAUCCCACAGGUAGGAUUUAAUCUUGGGGGGUUCUGCAGAUUUUCUAAAUCCCAGAAGUAGCUCUUUGUUCCGUGUUCAACUGCUAGUAGCUUCCUGAUUUGAGGGGUAAAUGUUAUAUACACGGAGUGUGAGUGAAGCUGUGGAGUGGUUAGAUUUGGUGGAAAGAAGUAUUGCUCCAAAGAUUAUGAUGGGGAGGAGGAAUACAUUGGGAAGUAACUCUCCAAGAUUGUGGGUAUGGGAACCUCUCCACUUCUAACAUAGCUUUUGCUUUGAACAGUGAUCUGAUUAUCUAGUUUAACUUUAGCAACAUGAUAAUCGUAUUCGUUUCACAACCAGUAUGGGGUAGUAGUUUGA